AAACAAAGUUGGUCACAAAUCACAUUGGCUUUGCCCGAAGUUUUUCCCCUCUCUCUGCUUUAGCAUGCUGUCAUGGGGAAAGUGACCGCUCCCGUCGGCAAGGCAGGUCGGGGUGGUUUUCUGGCGAAGGAGAAGCUGUAACUUACUUCUACGUGACCAUGGUACCUGUUGAAAACACAGAGGGCCCCAAUCUGCUGGACCAGAAGGGGACAGAGGCGGUGGCGAAGGGCACCUACCCAGCCAGCGGCGGCCGGCAUCCUCCCUGGGCGAGAGGCUGCGGCAUGUUCACCUUCCUGUCGUCUGUCACUGCUGCUGUCAGUGGCCUCCUGGUGGGUUAUGAACUUGGGCUCAUCUCUGGGGCUCUUCUUCAGAUCAAAGCCCUAUUGGCCCUGACCUGCCAUGAGCAGGAGAUGGUGGUAAGCUCCCUCCUCAUUGGGGCCUUCUUGGCGUCACUCACCGGAGGGGUCCUGAUAGACAGGUAUGGACGAAGGACAACGAUCAUCUUGUCAUCCUGCCUGCUGGGACUCGGGAGUCUGGUGCUGAUACUCAGCCUAUCUUACACGCUUCUCAUAGUGGGACGCAUGGCCAUCGGGGUUUCCAUCUCACUCUCUUCCAUCGCCACCUGUGUUUACAUCGCAGAGAUUGCUCCUCAGCACAGAAGAGGCCUUCUGGUGUCCCUGAAUGAGCUGAUGAUUGUCAUCGGCAUUCUUUUUGCCUACAUUUCAAAUUAUGCCUUUGCCAACGUUUCCCAUGGCUGGAAGUAUAUGUUCGGUCUCGUUAUUCCCUUGGGAGUUUUGCAGGCUGCUGCGAUGUACUUUCUCCCCCCAAGCCCUCGGUUUCUGGUGAUGAAAGGACAAGAGGAAGCUGCCAGCAAGGUUCUUGGAAGGUUAAGAGCCAUCUCAGACACCACCGAGGAACUCACUUUGAUAAAGUCCUCCCUGAAAGAUGAAUAUCAGUAUAGUUUUUGGGAUCUGUUUCGUUCAAAGGACAACAUGAGGACCCGAAUAAUGAUAGGCCUGACACUGGUAUUUUUUGUCCAAACCACUGGCCAGCCAAACAUACUAUCCUAUGCAUCGACUGUCUUGAAGUCCGUCGGCUUUCAAAGCAAUGAGGCGGCCAGCCUCGCCUCCACUGGGGUUGGAGUCGUCAAGGUCAUCAGCACCGUCCCAGCCACUCUUUUUGUCGACCACUUCGGCAGCAAAACCUUCCUCUGCGUCGGCUCCUCGGUGAUGGCAGCUUCGUUGGUGACCAUGGGCAUCGUGAAUCUCAACAUCCACAUGAACUUCUCCCACAUCUGCAGCAGCCAUAGUCCUGUCAACCAGUCCUUGGAUGAGUAUGCGUUCUAUGGACCCGGAAACCUGCCGGCCAGCAACAACACUCUGAGAGAGCACUUCAAAGGCAUCAGUUCCCAGAGCAGAAGCUCACUCAUGCCCAUGAGAACUGGUGUGGAUAGGGGAGGGGAGACGACCUCAGCAUCCUUACUCAAUGCUGGACUAAGCCACACCGAAUACCAGAUAGUCACAGACCCUACGGAUGUCCCAGCUUUUUUGAAAUGGCUGUCCUUAGCUGGCUUGCUUGUUUAUGUUGCUGCUUUUUCAAUUGGUCUAGGACCAAUGCCCUGGCUGGUGCUCAGCGAGAUCUUUCCUGGUGGCAUUAGAGGACGAGCCAUGGCUUUAACUUCUAGCAUGAACUGGGGCAUCAAUCUCCUCAUCUCUCUGACAUUUUUGACUGUAACCGAUCUUAUUGGCCUGCCCUGGGUGUGCUUUAUGUAUACAAUCAUGAGUUUAGCAUCCCUGGUUUUUGUUAUUGUGUUUAUACCUGAGACAAAGGGAUGUUCUUUGGAACAGAUAUCAAUGGAGCUGGCAAAAGCGAACUAUGUGAAGAACAACAUUUGUUUUAUGAGUCAUCACCAAGAAGAAUUAGUGCCCACACAGCUUCAAAAAGGAAAAGCACAAGAGCAGCUCUUGGAGUGCAACAAGCUGUGUGCUGGGGAACAACCCAGGCAGCUCUCUCCAGAGACCUAACAGCCUCAACACCUUACGAGCACGGAUACAGUGUCACAACACUUAGUAGGGUGUCUUUGGACCAAUGCAUAGUUGCUACUCCUGUGUGUUCUCUCUUCAGUGUCAUGGAGCUAGUUUUAAAAGGACACCCUGAAAUUAUAUAAACAAAAACUCUUUAACCCUUUCUUCUCCAAAAGGAAUCUCAAAAGGUAGAUGAGCUAUAUAAGACCUUGUAUCUCUAAGUGAUCUCUUUUUGAUUCUGAGCAGGUUAU
Messenger RNA from Propithecus coquereli (Coquerel's sifaka), 2275 nucleotides. RefSeq names its product solute carrier family 2 (facilitated glucose transporter), member 12 (gene SLC2A12). Gene Ontology annotation, biological process: transmembrane transport. The transcript is spliced from 5 exons. The coding region runs from base 159 to 2024 and encodes 621 amino acids. Gene Ontology annotation, molecular function: transmembrane transporter activity. Lineage: Eukaryota; Metazoa; Chordata; Mammalia; Primates; Indriidae. The record is from RefSeq and is a predicted model, not a curated record. Gene Ontology annotation, cellular component: membrane.